AUGUCGCUCGCCUUCAAAACGCUCUCGUUCGGCAUCAAACAAUCGAAUCCGAAACAUCGGAAAACCGACGAGAAUGCGUCGAAAAAGAGGGAAUUGUCGACGAUUUCCGACGAAUCGCUGCGGAAAUUCGACGAAAUUCGCGAGAAAAUGAUUGGAAGAGUGGAGACGAGAACCGGGAAAAGCGGGAAAAAAUUGAGGAAAAAAGGUGGGACAUUGCUUGUUUUGCAAUUUUCAGCCUUAAAAAUCGGAUUAAUUUCAGCUGCAAUUCAACUUUUGGCGUCCCGAAAACGUGCUCACGACGAGUCUGAAGAGGAUUCGGAGCGGGAAGAGGAAACAAUUGGGGAUGUGGAGAAGAAAAUGCAGAAAUUGGUACGCUUCUUCGCUUUUUGACUCAAGAAUCUUGAGGACUGAACUUUUGGCCCACUUGCACGGAUCCGAUCGGGCCCAUACUUUGCAGACUCCUUGGACUUGGAUUGAAGGAUGUUGGGUCCGAGUUUCAGAUCGAUCGGAUCAUCUGGUCCCGAGAUAUGUGGAUCAGAGGCCGAAGUGACCCCAAUUUUCGGCCUCAAACCAGUAUAACUCGGGACCAGAUGAUCCGAUCGGUCUGAAACUGGGGCCCAACAUCCUUCAAUCCAAGUCCAAGGAGUCUGCAAAGUUUGGGCCCGAUCGGAUUCGUGCAAGUGGGCCAAAAGUCCAGGCCUCAAAGAGCCUGGGCCGAAAUUUUCCCAUCCCUGCUGAAAACUUGAAAAAAACACUAUUUGAAAGUCGUGACAAGUAUGAAAAAGUCUGUUUUUUUUUCAAUGAAAUCCAUUUUUUGCAGUUGGACGAAAUCCGCCGUCAAAAUCGCAUUUUCACGUGGGGCGACCACCUUCCCGACAUAAUUCUCCGAUUUUCGGACGCGAAUUUGGCGCCGUCUCUGUUGGAAAAACUCGCGAAUCACUCGAUCCGACAACCGUCGCCCAUCCAAAUGCAAUCGAUUCCGUUCAUGACCGAACGGAGAAAUGUGCUCGCCAGUGCUCCCACUGGUACGUGUUAACACAGGCCUGGGCGAACGAUUCGGUUCUCGUUGAUUAAGAAAUUGCUUGCAAAAAACAGUGGACGAGAGAGAGAGAGAAGCGAUUAGCGUGCGGAAAAGCAGAGACGCGGACGCCAAACAGCAAACAACAAUAAUGAAACAGUUGCGCGCCUGCGUCUCCGCCCUCUCACACGCUAAUCGCUUCUCUCUCGCUCCCUGUUUUUUCUCGGCUGUCUUGGUCAGUAUUGCGCAAAUUCUGAGAAACGCUAUGCAAUUUUAGCGCAACCCUUAAGCCAAUUUUUGCGAAAAGCUCUAGUAGAAAUUGCGUAAAGUUUGCGCAAAUUCGCACCAACACUGCCGAUUUUGCAAGCUAUUUCUAAAUAAACGGGAACCGUGUCGCUCGCCGACUCAUGUUUCAGGUGAAACAGGAUUUUCUUAAUUCAAUAAAAUUUGUUAGGAUCCGGAAAAACGCUCGCCUUCGCAUUGCCGGUCAUCGACGAGAUUCUGGGACUCAAAACACGCGCUCACCUGGAUUAUACGGCCGGAAAAUCGAAAUUGCUGGCGAUUGUGCUCGAGCCGACCAGGGAACUCGCAGCACAGGUACAAUUUUUAAACACAAUUUUUACAGUUUCUCCAGUUUCGUUUUAAUCGAGAUGCUAUAUGAGAUAACUGUAUUUGGUAUCUAGGGAAUGCUUUGCAACUUUGUUAUUUGUUCAGUAAUGCUCCCGGGAGCAUUACUGAACAAAUAACAAAGUUGCAAAGCAUAAACGUUUACCGUACGCCUAUAUUCACUCGAAUUUGAUGAUGAUUUGCAGACGUACUCUGAAUUUGUGAAAUACUGCGACGGAACGGACAUAUCGGUGGCCAAUUUCAGCGGCGAAGAGACGGAUAUUUCGGCGGCCGACAUUCUCAUUUCCACCCCGAAUCGCAUCGUUUUUCAUCUUGAGACAAUUGACACGUCUGCGUUGAGGUAGCUAUUUUAAGCGUACAUAAUAUCCCCAUUAGUCUCGUUUUCUACCCGAUUUCCAGAUGGCUAGUCGUCGACGAAUCCGACCGUCUUUUCGAGGUGAUCGAAGGGAACGAAAAGUGUUUCCGUAAUCAGCUGGCGGCGAUUUACAAGGCUUGCGAUGCGAAAUGCACGCGUGUCGCCUUCUUCAGCGCCACGUUCUCGCAUGAAGUCGAAAAAUGGUCAGUUUUCACUCAUCUUAACGUUUCCAAAAUGAUUACCGUCAAAAUUAAUCAGGUGCAAAGAGAACAUUGAAAAGAUUGGAAUGGUGUGUGUCGGCGAGCGCAACUCGUCGAACACCUCUGUCAAACAAGAGCUCACCUACUGCGGCGGCGAGGACGGAAAGAAAAUCGCGAUCCGAAAUCUGCUGAGGACCUCUUUCCGUCCGCCCGCACUCGUUUUCGUGCAGAGCAAGGACCGCGCCGUGCAAUUGGUCAAACUACUGUCGGCGAUCGAUUCGAGCCUGAAGGUCGACUCGAUUAACAGCGGAAAAAGCGACAAGGAGGUGGGCGUUUUCGACUCAAAAACAGCCAAAUAUGCUGCACAUUUUCAGCGCGACGAAACGAUGGCUCGUUUCCGGAACGGCGAGAUUUGGGUGCUCGUGUGCACAGAACUGCUCGGCCGCGGAUUGGAUCUUUCCGACGUGGGACUCGUUAUUAAUUACGACCUGCCCACUUCGAUUGUCAGUUAUAUUCAUCGAGUUGGUACGUCCUUUUUAGGGGAUUUUUUAGAUGAAAAGUCUCUGCUUGUAAGGAGGAUUUUUCUUAUGUUAAGGUCGAACUGGACGCGCGGGAAACAGUGGCCACGCGGUCACAUACUUCACCGAUACCGACAUGAAAUACAUCAAAUCGAUUGCUACCGUAAUCCGACAAUCCGGAUUCGAGGUGCCCGAAUAUUUGAUGGAAAUGAAGAAAGUGUCCAGGUAAUAGAGGAACACGUGUUUGUUGUGUACCGAUUUUUUGCAGAGAUCGCAAGAAGGAAAUGCUGAAGCACGCUCCGAAGCGCCACAAAAUCGCGAUGGUCAAAGAGCAGGCGGAAAAACGGAAGAAGAUGCUCGCGAAACGCAAAAAUGAGUUGGAAAAGGCGAAGAAAGCGGAAAAUGAGCCGAAAAGUCCGAAAAGCCAGAAGUCACUGAAAAAGAAGAAAAUUAGUGCUCAAUGA
This is a messenger RNA of Caenorhabditis sp. 36 PRJEB53466, 3182 nucleotides long. The record is from the annotation of a GenBank genome assembly. NCBI's taxonomy places the organism in Eukaryota, Metazoa, Nematoda, Chromadorea, Rhabditida, Rhabditidae.